AUGGUGGAGCAGGGAGACGCGGCGCCGCUGCUGCGCUGGGCCGAGGGCCCCGGCGUCUCCCCGCCGCAGGCCCCGGAGCUGCCGGCGGGAGGCUGGGCCGGGCGGGGAGGCGGCGGGGGCGCCCGGCCGGCCGCCGAGCCGCCACGGAGCCGCGAGCCCGCGGAGCCCGCUCCCCGCGAGGUGCUGCUGCAGCCCGGGCGGCUGGAGCUGGGCGACGUGGAGGAGGACCAGGUGGUGGCCGUGUUUGUGGUCACCUUCGAUCCCCGCUCGGGAAACAUGGUAGAGUGGUGUCUACCUCAAGAUAUUGAUCUUGAAGGAGUGGAGUUCAAGUCUAUGGCCAGUGGGUCCCAUAAAAUUCAAUCGGAUUUCAUCUAUUUCCGAAAGGGACCCUUCUUUGGCCUGGCCUGCUUUGCCAACAUGCCCGUGGAAAGUGAGCUGGAGCGUGGUGCACGAAUGAAGUCCGUGGGUAUCCUCUCUCCUUCCUACACCCUGCUCUACCGGUAUAUGCACUUCUUGGAGAACCAGGUUCGGCACCAGCUGGAGACUCCAGGGCAUUACUCUCACCUGGCUGCGUUCUAUGAGGACAAGAAAGGAGUGCUCCAUGCCGGCCCUGGCCGAGGCAGCAGCCUGCCCCCUGUCUACUGGCUGCCUUCCAUCCACCGCUACAUGUACCCUGAGAUGAAGAUCACCCAUCCAGCUGGCUGCAUGUCUCAGUUUAUUAAGUUCUUCGGAGAGCAGAUCUUGAUUCUCUGGAAGUUCGCCUUACUCCGAAAGCGCAUUUUGAUCUUUUCUCCCCCGCCCGUGGGCGUCGUGUGCUACCGAGUGUACUGCUGCUGCUGCCUGGCCAAUGUGUCCCUGCCUGGCAUCGGAGGCACGAUCCCUGAGUCCAAGCCUUUCUUCUAUGUGAACGUGGCUGACAUCGAGAGCCUGGAGGUCGAGGUGUCCUAUGUGGCCUGUACCACAGAGAAGAUAUUCGAGGAGAAGCAGGAGCUCUAUGAUGUCUACGUGGAUAACCAGAACGUGAAGACACACCACGACCAUCUGCAGCCCCUGCUGAAGAUCAACAGUGCCGACCGGGAGAAGUACCGGCGGCUCAACGAGCAGAGGCAGAUGCUGCUGUACUCUCAGGAAGUGGAAGGAGACUACAAUCCUUGUGAAGAGGACCUGUUCGUGCUGUUUUUCCUAGAGCAAAACAACCGGAUCUUUCAGACUUUAUUGGAAGUGUCUGCCAGUCAGGACAAAACUCUGACAGCAGAGCACGCCCGUGGCAUGGGCCUGGACCCCCAAGGGGACCGGAGCUUUCUCAUGGACCUGUUGGAGGCCUAUGGCAUUGACGUCAUGCUGGUCAUCGACAACCCCUGCUGUCCAUAGAAAGAGCGGCACGGAACUGGCAAGCCAUUGCUGUGGUGACAACAACUCGGAGUGCACUCCAGGCCUCCAAUGGCCUCAUUUUUUUUAGGUUGACACAAAGGAAGAUUGUUUCUACUUACCCACAAAUGUAAUUUUGGCAGUUUUCUUUCUUCCCUUUUUUCCCUAAGGGUAAGAGAGAUGGCCUUGGAUAUUGGGUAGGCUACUUCCUCUCAGAGCUGCUGGGUUUGGGGGCUUAGUCUUCGUAGAUGUGUUGCUAGGAGUGCGUUGAGAUCUGGAAACACUAGGGUGGUCUGUUUGUCCUUGUCUCUCGAUUCGUGCAAGAACAAGACAACCAUCUGUCUAGAGUGGCCUUAGCUGUUCAUCUUCCUACAGGCAGAAACUGAUGGAUGACCUUGAAAGGUCAAGAUCUAGGGGUCAGAACUGUUCAAGUCCUUUUUCCUGUUCAUUAGAGAAAGUCUAUGUCUUCUCUGUUUGCUGAAGGCGGGACCACAGAGUGACACAAAGUGAUGUUUCUUAUACCCAUUAUGAGCCAAAAUGAACGGAGAGCUAGCUUGUUAGUCAGCUGAAAACUAAGUUAUAGAAUGAAACCUGGAAAUCCUUUUCCAAGUAAGUGAAUGGCAGCUACUUGGUAUAAUGCUCUUUCUCUGAAUCUCACCUCUUGAGAUGGGCAGGUCACUUUCUCGCGGCCCAUGUUGCCCUAGAGCUGGCAAGCAAAUCCAUUUUUAUAACUUAGUCUCUCUAAAGGGCUGCACAUCCUCCUGUUAUGACUGGGGUAUUUUGCAAGGGUGGAGCAGUAGCUAUUUAAACAGGGUAGAGAAGAAGCUGUGAGUUUCUUCUCCGGGACUCCAAGAGUUCUCUAGAACCUUUGUUCACAGACCCUUGGGAUUUGGAAUCUAGCAGGAUCUGAUCUGACUCCAAGGUUUGAUUGAGUUGUGUUAUUCAGAUUAUUUACCAGCUUGGAGCCUUGAUGAACAUCUCUUCAGCAGAGGUGAUUUUUCUUAUGCCAGUGUCACUGGGCCCAGGAGUUUAGGCUUUGUCAGGAAGUAUAGCAAUGCCUUCUUGCAGGAGAGUGGGUGGGACUCCCCUCAGUCAGUGGUGACUGUACCCACUUCCUUGUGGACUGUUUCAGGUUGGGCAGCACCCAGUGGUGACCUGCCCACUCCUUUGGGCUGGGUUUCUUGAUGACUACAAGCUUAGGUAAGAGGACAGUUGUUAACUGUAGGUAAAAAAAGAGCUCUUGUAGUAGUUUAGAGGGGGUCUUUUGGCCAUAAUGAAGGACUUGGGCUUGGGAUCCUGGGUUGUUAACAGAUUAAUUUCUUCUCUUACCUCCUUCCCGCUGAAUUCUGUUCUCAAAGUAGCUAACCAUCGAUGCAUCCAUGUCUGUGACCAGAAGCCAGCCAGAGGGAAACAACUUUCCAGUGGAUGGAUGGGUCAUGCCUCUUAUCUCAGUACUAGCCUUUUACUGCUUAACUCAAAGUAUUUUCACUAUCGCACCCUGAUGCAGAUUUCAAGAGUGAAGAAAUUCAUAUGUAUAGAAACAGGAAUAGACACUGAUGAAUCAGGGUAGCCUCUUUUAUGUAAAUAUAUAAAUAGAUUUGGACAUUGAAAUGUAAACUGUGCAACUAAUCCGUUUUCUUCUCUCCUUGUCUGUAGUGUGGGUUUAGCCAUCAUCUCAGAAACAUGUUUACAAAAGAAAACAACUUUUUAUGGACCACCUUCUCCUCCCUUGCAAGGCAAACAGGGACUUUCUCACUGGUGUUAUCAUUCCUUCUAGCAGUGAAUGAGGCUUGGGUUUUCUGGUUUGGGGCUCAAAAGUUGGGACCAAGUCAUUGCUUAGCAUUAGCUUUGGCUUUACACAUGGCUUUACACAUCCCCUCCUGGGGACGCUAUGGCCCUGUCAUUUGUGAGUGCACGUCGGGAGGGAUCUGCGUCCCAUACCUACCAUCCACUCUGCCAUCUCUCCUGUGGCUGCACCAAGAGUAAUAAUAAGUCAGCACAGGAACUGGCAUUUGUAAUCACCCUUGUUAUAAACCACAUGGAAACCAAAGUGGGAAAGGCAACAGUUGUACACAGGUAGGUAGGAUAGCAUCUGUUGGCACAUACGGAGGUUCAUUAUUUUACUACCUAUGUUUUACAAGGGAGAUAAAGGCAAAUUAGUUCCUAGCUAAGUCACUGUCUUCCUUCCGGUGGCUGGGAGGAUGGAUUCACCACCUGUCCUCAUAUACUGAAAGCGCUUCAAACACUGAGGUCAAAUGAUCCGCCUCGCCACCCGUAGUGGCAGACAUCAACCUCUAAGAAGAGAUGGGGACCUGAGGAACUGUUUGCCUUUGAAGCGGCACAGCCCGGGAGACGGACCCCUGUAAGAGAGGGAACGGAGGGCUGUGGGUGCAAAAGAUCACAUGAUAAAGCGCAGGGUGAGCACAGUUCUAAAACAGGCAAAAAUUAAUAAGGAGACCUGAGUGGCCCCAUGUGGACUGCCAGUGUCCUGCUACGGUCCAGGCUAGUUGGAUCUGAACCUGAGCUAAGUCUAGCUGUCCUGUCUCUUCCCUUCACCUUCUGGCUGUAUUUGUGGGGAUAUCCUGCUGGGCCAGUCUCACCUUGACAGGCCUAGACUCUGCCUUUCUCAUUUAAAGAAAACCCUUUACCGAUUCAGGUAGGGGAGGGGAGGAGUUAAGGACUCCUUUUACACCCAUCAUAGUUUUUUAAUAUGCCAUUUUUACUACUAAUAUACCUCUGUUCCCAGGAGCCAUUGGAGCACUGAGUAUUGUAGGAAAAGGCUGUGAAUUAAGUUAAUGUUUUUCUUACAAGAAGUGGAAGUUUAUUUUUAUAUCAUUGUUACUACAUGAUGACCUGGGUGUAAAGGUGUUGAAAUGGAAGGUUUCAAGGCUAUAACCCUAGAAGAAAGGGGGCAGUUUGGUACUUUGUUUGCAGCUGAAACCUUGAGAGGCUUCACUAUGUGAAUAAGGAACACACUGUGCUGUGUGAUCUUGGCGGAACUCCACGUCCAUGCCCCGGGCCCGGGAAGGAUGCUACACAAACACUAACUUCAGCCAGCCUCUAGGACUGAAGAGGGGAGGGAGCUUCUGAGCUCUCAGCCCCUCCCUCCUUCAGUUGGAGGCCCCUGGGAAAGGGAGGUUGCUUUCUAGCUAGCAGUUCCAUUCAUUUUAAGUAGCUGAAAUUUAGGGUGGUUGGGUGACAUUGCAAAUUUAGAAAGGGAAUAGGAAUUUUUUUUUUCAGUGCUGCACGGCAAUAAUGAAAUUGGGUAAAUUAAACCCCAUUGUCUUCAUUUUAGAAUUGAUUCUAGACAUUUAGCCUAGGAGGACCUAAAUUCGAAGUGGUUAUUCAACACCAUAGUGUUGAACGGCAUAGCGUGUUCCUGACCUUUGAGUAAAAUGUCUCUUCAGACAAAUGAUGAGUCGAAUUUGCUUUCUAAGGCUAAUAGGGGUUGUGGGGUGAGGUAGGGUAUCCUAAAUUGAACAGAGAUAAUCCACAAAGAAAAAAAAAAAACCCACAGAGAGGUAAUCACAUUGGCUGGUUGGAAGUAUAUUUAAUUCAAAUUAAGACUGAAGCAAAGAUGAAGUAUAUA
Perognathus longimembris pacificus (Pacific pocket mouse) is the source of this 4957-nucleotide messenger RNA. It is a transcript of the gene Dennd11, whose product is annotated as DENN domain containing 11. The record is from RefSeq and is a predicted model, not a curated record. Gene Ontology annotation, cellular component: cytoplasm. Lineage: Eukaryota; Metazoa; Chordata; Mammalia; Rodentia; Heteromyidae.